AUAAAACAAAAAAUCGCAAUGAGAUUAUUUAUCAGCGCAUAUAGUCAGUUGUGGAGUAACCGUUGUUUGACAAACAAGGCUCUUAACUCAAAAUGGCGGAGAUCAAAAAGUACACGUUCGCUGAAGUUAAGACUCGCAACGGACGUGGCAAGAAUCCAGUCUGGAUAGUCUACAAGGACUCAAUCUAUGACGUCACUUCCUAUAUACCUGAGCAUCCGGCGGGAGAUGUCAUCUUGGAAGAGGCUGGACAGGAUGCGACGAAGGCUUUCGACGAUUCCGGACAUUCAAAAUCAACUUACAAAAUGUUAGAGCAAUAUAAAAUAGGAGAAAUUGUUGACGCGGAAAGAAAAUACGACGCAAACGGUAAAAAGAUAAAAAGAGUGGUCGAAGCAAAACCAGAAGAAGGCAAUAGGAAGAGUUGUAUGAACAUUAUAACCUGCGGGUUACUCGGGUGAAACACAGAGAUGAAAAUUAAACUAUUAUAUAUACUGUCAACAAAACUCAAACAAAAUACAUUCUAAAUAAGAAUGACCUAUAAAGUGAACAUUUUUGUUAACUUAGGUGAUAAUUAUUAUUUUAUAUUGUGAUAUGUACACUAUAACUGAGCUUUAAUAGGUGAAGUUCUAUUUUAACUAAACAUUUAUUUAUAAGAAAAUUAAUUUAU
Molecule: messenger RNA, 664 nt
Organism: Danaus plexippus (monarch butterfly)
Lineage: Eukaryota; Metazoa; Arthropoda; Insecta; Lepidoptera; Nymphalidae
Product: cytochrome b5-like
Exons: 4
Coding region: 93-455 (120 amino acids)
Cellular component (GO): membrane; intracellular membrane-bounded organelle
Molecular function (GO): heme binding
Source: RefSeq, a predicted model, not a curated record